Vigna unguiculata (cowpea) is the source of this 4000-nucleotide messenger RNA. RefSeq names its product G-type lectin S-receptor-like serine/threonine-protein kinase At4g27290. The record is from RefSeq and is a predicted model, not a curated record. Gene Ontology annotation, biological process: protein phosphorylation; recognition of pollen. Gene Ontology annotation, molecular function: protein serine/threonine kinase activity; ATP binding. NCBI's taxonomy places the organism in Eukaryota, Viridiplantae, Streptophyta, Magnoliopsida, Fabales, Fabaceae.
CAUUAAAAAACCACACAAGUUGAAAAAUCAACUCAUGGAGGAAGUGCUUCAGGUUUUGUACCUCAGUUUGUUGAUACAUUAACAUCAUUUGAAGAAAAAGGAUAAGCAGCUUAAUGGAAAGAGUUGUUACCUUGCUUCUGUUCUGCGUUGCUUUGCUGAAUAGUGUAGCAGCUACCUCUGUGAGAGAAAGUAUUAAUGUAUUGCAAUCUAUCAGUGAUGGCCAAGUCAUUGUUUCACCUGGCAAAAUCUAUGCACUGGGAUUCUUCAGUCCACCACAAUCCAAGAACCGUUAUGUGGGAAUUUGGUAUAAUGAGAUCCCAACACAGACUGUAGUAUGGGUUGCCAACAGAGACAACCCUCUUCAUGACUCAUCAGGGGUUUUGAAGCUCGAUGAAACUGGAGUUCUUGUUCUUCUCAGGCACAACAAGAGUGUGAUCUGGUCUUCCAACACAACAGGCUCAGCACGACACCCGGUGGUGGCAAAACUUUUGGAUACUGGAAAUCUCAUUGUGCAGAAUGGAAACGGCAAUGAUGAGGCAAAGGAUUUACUGUGGCAAAGUUUUGAUUAUCCAGUGGACACACUCUUGCCAGGACAGAAGUUUGGAAGAAAUAUAGUGACAGGUCUGAAUCGAUACUUGUCGUCAUGGAAUAGCUCUGAGGAUCCAUCUCAUGGUGUAUAUAGUUAUCAACUUGAUAUCACUGGAUAUCCACAGUUUAUUUUGAGAGAAGGAACCACUAAAACAUAUCGUUUUGGAUCAUGGAAUGGUGUUCAGUUCAGUGGGGCACCUCUGUUGAAACAAAGUGAUUAUACUAGAUUUAGUUUUAUUUCGAACGAGGAGGAGUUGUAUUUCAUGUUUGAGCAUACCAACAAGUCAUUUUUACAUAGGAUGGUGCUAACACCGGAGGGACAUAUACAGGGGACCUUCUGGGAUAAUGUACGAAAACAUUGGAGCUUGCAUGCACGAAUUCCGGUGGAUGACUGUGAUUACUACGGCAAAUGUGGAGCCUAUGCUACCUGCAAUAUAGACAAAAUCCCUCCAUGUCAAUGCUUGGAUGGAUUUGUGCCCAAAACGGCUGACUUGUACGGUGGUUGUGUCAGGAGAACUUCACUGAGUUGUCAUGAAGAUGGGUUUUUACAGGUUUCAGGGUUGAAAUUACCAGACACAGAGAAAUCCUGGUUUUCAAGAAAUAUGAGCCUUGAGGAUUGUAAGAUAUUGUGCAGGAAAAACUGCUCCUGUAAAGCUUAUGCAGCAUUGGAUGUGAGUAAAGGGCCCAAUGGGUGUUUACUCUGGUUUAGUGAUCUGGUUGACAUAAGAAAAUUGACCGAUGUUGAUGAAGAUGUAUACGUAAGGGUGGCUAGUUCAGAAUUAGAGGCUACUAAAGGAAAGCAAUUACAUAAACCCAACAUCCGGAAGCAAGAGAGUGUUUUCAUAAGUUGUGUGUUGUUUAUUGGAAUUUUAGUACUAUGUUUAACCUUCAUCCUUUAUAAACGGUUGAAGACAUGGCAGAAAGGAAAGAUGGAAGGUAAUCUAGAACCAGACGUGAGUGUAAUAAAUGAUCACGAGAGUAAAGAUCUAGAGUUACCCAUGUUUGAGUUGUCUACAAUUACUUCUGCAACCAACAACUUUUCACCUGACAACAAACUUGGAGAAGGUGGCUUUGGAUCAGUUUAUAAGGGAAUCCUGGCCGAUGGAGGAGAAAUAGCAGUGAAGAGGCUCUCUAUGAAUUCCAAACAAGGACUUCCAGAGUUCAAAAAUGAAGUUAUGCAUAUUGCAAAGCUUCAGCACAGGAAUUUAGUGAGGCUACUAGGGUACUGCCUUCAAGCAGGAGAAAGAUUGCUUGUUUAUGAAUUUAUGCCCAACAAAAGCUUGGAUUCCUUCAUAUUUGAUGAAAACAAGAGCAUGUUACUAGAUUGGCCCAGGAGAAUGCUGAUUAUCAACGGGGUUGCACGGGGUCUUCUUUAUCUUCAUCAAGAUUCAAGGCAUAGAAUAGUUCAUAGAGAUCUCAAAGCGGGUAAUGUUUUGUUAGAUAGUGAAAUGAACCCAAAAAUCUCAGACUUUGGACUGGCUAGAAGCUUUGGAGGAAAUGAAAUCGAAGCAACCACAAAACAUGUAGUUGGAACCUAUGGCUAUCUUCCUCCAGAGUACAUAAUCGAUGGAGCUUAUUCAACAAAGUCAGAUGUUUUCAGCUUUGGUGUGCUGAUAUUGGAGAUAGUGAGUGGGAAGAGAAAUAAAGGGUUCUGUCAUCAAGAUAAUCUUCUGGCACAUGUAUGGAAACUGUUUACUGAAGGGAAAUGUUCUGAAAUAGUUGAUGCAGCAAUAACAGAGUCAGUUCAUUUGUUUGAAGCUCUAAGAACAAUUCAUGUGGGACUACUGUGUGUGCAACUAAAUCCUGAAGACAGGCCAAACAUGUCAUCUGUGGUUAUGAUGUUGACCAGUGAAUCUGCACUGCCUCAGCCAAACUUGCCUGGAUUCUUUACAAGUACAAGCAUGGCUGGUGAUAGUUCAUCAUCAAGCAGUCAUAAACAAUACACAAAUAAUGACUUGUCACUUAGCAUAAUGUCUGCUAGAUACCUUGCCAUGCUGAAAAGUACAGCAGCCGCUACUCUGAGAGACACUAUUGAUACAGUGCAAACUAUCAGUGACGGCGAGAUCAUAGUUUCAGCUGGAAAAGUCUUUUCAUUAGGAUUCUUCAGUCCAGGCAAUUCAAAAAACCGUUAUGUUGGAAUUUGGUACUACAGAAUCCCAAUACAGACUGUAGUAUGGGUUGCCAACAGAAACAACCCUCUUACUGACUCAUCAGGGGUUUUGAAGCUCAAUGAAACUGGACUUCUAGUUCUUCUCAACCAUAACAAGAGUGUUAUGAUUGGCAAUUACUGCACUGCAGGAAAAAUGAAAAGCCAUCUAGAAAGAGAUGCAACUGUAAUAAAUGAGCACGGGAAGGAAGAUGGAGAGUUACCAAUGUUUGAUUUGUCAACAAUUAGGUCUGCGACAAAUGGCUUUUCACUUAACAACAAACUAGGUGAAGGUGGUUUUGGACCUGUUUAUAAGGGCAUCCUGGACGAUGGAAGAGAAAUUGCUGUCAAGAGAGACUCAAAGAACUCAAGCCAGGGACUUCAGGAGUUCAAAAAUGAAGUUAUGCACAUUGCAAAACUUCAGCAUAGGAAUUUAGUGAGGCUACUGGGCUACUGCAUUCAAUCAGGAGAAAGAUUGCUUGUUUAUGAAUUCAUGGCAAACAAAAGCUUGGAUUCCAUACUAUUUGAUGAGAAGAAGAGCCUAUUACUAGAUUGGCCAAGGCGCUUGCUCAUUAUCAAUGGGAUUGGUCGGGGGCUUCUGUAUCUUCAUGAAGAUUCAAGGCAUAGAAUAGUUCACAGAGAUCUCAAAGCUGGGAAUGUUUUGUUAGAUUGUGAAAUGAACCCCAAAAUCUCGGACUUUGGACUUGCCAGAAGCUUUCUAGGAAAUGAAACUGAAGCAAACACAAAGCGUGUAGUUGGAACCUAUGGCUAUAUGUCGCCAGAGUAUAUAAUUGAUGGAGCUUAUUCAACAAAAUCGGAUGUUUUCAGCUUUGGUGUGUUGAUACUGGAGAUAGUGAGUGGUAAGAGAAAUAGAGGAUUUGGUCAUCAAGAUAAUCUUCUGGCUCAUGCAUGGAGACUAUUUACUGAAGGCAAAUGCACUGAAAUAGUUGAUGCAACAAUAAGAGACUCGGUCAAUUUAUCUUCAGCUGUGAGAUUAAUUCAUGUGGGGCUACUUUGUGUGCAACUAAGUCCAGAUGACAGGCCAAACAUGUCCUCUGUGGUUCUGAUGCUGAGCACUGAGUCUACGUUGCCUCAGCCAAAAUUGCCUGGACUUUUUACAGAUAGGAACCUGGUUGAGGACAGUUCUUCAUCAAGCACUCAUAAGCAAUACUCAAAUAAUGACAUGACAGUUAGCAUAAUGUCUGCUCGAUAGGUUGCAUUUCAAAAUUAAUAUCGGAGGAGUUUAAUUUGUGCGUGUGUAACUAU